CAAGUCAAUCGCUUCGGCUGCGUUGCUGGGGGGCUCCUGGUUGGCAAGAUCGGGAGAGUCAUCGAAAUCCAUCGCAUCGGCGACUUGAUCGCUAUCUGGAGCUGGGUCAGCCAAGCCGGGUGAGACGCUGUGCGUGAGUGUGACCUCGAUGAUGGGUUCGGCGGAACGGGAGGUCUCGGGAACCACGGUUGCUUGUCCAGUGAGGAAGGUUUCGAGCUUUGUGAAAUCUCUGUCGUGCGGGAAAUCUCUUGAGACUCUAUCUGAAUCAAGGCAGACAUUUUGGAAUGGAUGGACAAGUCUGUAGGGGUGUGGUCUGUAGUUGUUGAUGAUGGGGAACCCCAAACCCUUGAAGAGCUUCUGGCGUUUUCGCUCGUAUGCAGUGCCAUAUGCCCUUCUCCAAAUCUCGCGACGAGCGAUCGUGGUGUGGCAGAUGAAGUAUGGGCGAACCCUCUCCUGCUCGGCCAAGUCGUCGGGGCACACAAGAGCCACGUAUACGUGGCGAAGAGCCUCGAUCUCGUAUUGAUUGGCAAAGAAAUCGAAGUGGUGACUGAGCUCCAGUCCAUAUUCACCAAUCUUUUCGAAAUUGCGCUGAACAAGCUGAUCGAUCAAACGAAGCGUGUCGCCCCAAUGAUCUGCAGGACGAUCCUCUUUGAUCCUGUCGUAUUGCUCAAGGAAAUAAGUGAGCAACACGAAGAUAUAUCGACGAACAUACGCAAUGUCGUCAAUAGACCAGAUGCAAGAGGCAAAGACAGGGUGUCCAUUCCCGUCGAAACCUCUGGGUCGAUCGAGUUUGGGGUUGGUCAUCUCGUACGUCAAGUUCCAGUGAUCUACACCGCGGAUUAUGGUCCUGACGUCCAAAGAGAAGUGCUCCCUAUAGGGAGGAAUGUGAGAGGCCACAGUGUUCUGGCGCCCAUUAUUUCGGUGGAAGUGUAACGUAUCCUUCUUCCUGCGAGGCAUUUUGAGAGAUGAGUAUCAAAGACGAAACCCCCUCGGUCGCUCUUUUAUUGCCGGGUCGGCCUGGGGGAGGGUGACCCACCUGUCUGUCC
Molecule: messenger RNA, 1046 nt
Organism: Polychytrium aggregatum
Lineage: Eukaryota; Fungi; Chytridiomycota; Chytridiomycetes; Polychytriales
Exons: 1
Coding region: 289-933 (214 amino acids)
Source: RefSeq, a predicted model, not a curated record